Messenger RNA from Phycomyces blakesleeanus NRRL 1555(-), 864 nucleotides. RefSeq lists its product as hypothetical. Gene Ontology annotation, biological process: regulation of vacuole fusion, non-autophagic. Gene Ontology annotation, cellular component: late endosome; fungal-type vacuole membrane; vacuole. Gene Ontology annotation, molecular function: GTP binding; GTPase activity. The record is from RefSeq and is a predicted model, not a curated record. Bases 12 to 632 code for a protein of 206 amino acids. NCBI's taxonomy places the organism in Eukaryota, Fungi, Mucoromycota, Mucoromycetes, Mucorales, Phycomycetaceae. The transcript is spliced from 8 exons.
CACCAUUCAUCAUGUCUACGAACCGGAAAAAGGUUCUCUUAAAGGUCAUCAUUCUUGGCGACAGUGGAGUCGGAAAGACUUCGCUGAUGAACCAGUACGUCAAUAAGAAGUUCUCGAGCCAGUACAAGGCUACUAUUGGUGCCGAUUUCUUGACAAAGGAAGUACUUGUAGACGACCGCCUAGUAACUAUGCAGAUUUGGGAUACAGCUGGUCAGGAACGAUUCCAAUCUUUGGGUGUUGCCUUUUAUCGUGGUGCUGACUGCUGCGUCUUGGUGUGCGAUGUGAAUAACAGCAAGAGUUUCGAAUCGUUGGACCAAUGGCGUGAUGAAUUCCUUAUCCAGGCAUCUCCCAGAGAUCCCGAUAGAUUCCCCUUUGUUCUUUUAGGCAACAAGAUUGAUGUAGAAGAGGCAAAGAGAAUGGUAUCUCAAAAGAGAGCUAUGGCUUGGUGUCAGUCCAAGGACAAUGUCCCUUACUUUGAGACAUCUGCCAAGGAAGCCAUUAACGUCGAGCAGGCAUUCCAAACGAUUGCACGGAACGCACUGGCACAAGAAACAGACGUGGACAUUGAUUUCCCUGAUACGAUCAAUAUACCUAAUGGACACCAGAACAAUGAUCCCGGAUGCGCUUGCUAAAUCUCUCUUCAAUAUCACCCACCUCUCCCAUUCACUUGUCCACCCAAAUGUUUCACUUAAUAGCAAUAAACCAGAAAAAAAAAGAAAACAAAAAGAAAAACAAACAAACAAGAGAAUAAUGCUACUAUGACUUUCAUACACUAUUUUUCUGUUGUUUGUUUGCUUUGUUUGUUUUGUUGGAUUUGCAUGCAUCGAUUUUUAACAAAAAAAAAUAUGUCUCGCUUGAACUCAU